Molecule: messenger RNA, 769 nt
Organism: Odocoileus virginianus texanus
Lineage: Eukaryota; Metazoa; Chordata; Mammalia; Artiodactyla; Cervidae
Gene: NPM3
Product: nucleophosmin/nucleoplasmin 3
Biological process (GO): chromatin remodeling
Cellular component (GO): cytoplasm; nucleolus; nucleoplasm
Molecular function (GO): RNA binding; histone binding; chromatin binding
Source: RefSeq, a predicted model, not a curated record
GCUUUGUACGUAUCGGAGGCGGAGCCGCAGAAGGCCCUAGCAGCAUGGCAGCUGGCGCAGCGGCCGCCUUGACGUUUUUGGAUCAGGAGAGCCGAGUCCGAGCUGGGGGUAUCGGAAGUCUGCAAGUCCCGGCCCCAGUCACUAUGGACAGUUUCUUUUUCGGCUGUGAGCUCUCAGGCCACACCCGCUCUUUCACCUUCAAGGUAGAGGAAGAGGAUGACGCGGAGCAUGUGCUGGCUUUAACCAUGCUCUGCCUCACCGAGGGGGCCAAAGAUGAGUGUAAUGUGGUAGAAGUCGUGGCACGGAACCAUGACCACCAGGAGAUCGCAGUCCCUGUGGCCAACCUCAAGUUGUCCUGCCAACCCAUGCUCAGUUUGGAUGACUUCCAGCUCCAACCACCUGUAACCUUCCGCCUGAAGUCAGGUUCUGGCCCUGUGCGCAUCACUGGGCGGCACCAGAUUGUUACUAUAAGCAAUGAUCUUUCUGAGGAAGAGAGUGAAGAAGAUGGGAGUGAGGAGGAGGAAGCUGAGUUGUGUCCUAUCCUGCCUGCCAAGAAGCUGGGGCGCAGGCUCUAACCCUCCCUGGUCAGCUAGCUGCCUGCCACAUGCACCAGGAGUGGGAGGAACUCUGAACUUCUAUCCUGAUCUUCUCUCCCCACUUGCCUAUGAGGUUGGAGGUCAGCAUCUGAAGCUCAGGACUACACAUUCUUAAUAUUUUUUACAUUUUUGGAUAAAGGUUGAAAUAAAAUGUGGAUGAGGUUUUUUUGCGA